AUGAAAGGACUUUUAUUGCUAAUGAUCCUUGCCCUAGCCAGUUCCGAGUCGUGCUCUACAAACGGUGACUGUGCCUACCUAUUUAACUGCGUUAACGGUGCAUGCAAACACAAGGACUUCUUGCCAGUAGAAGGUAUAGAGCUUGCAGGAAUGAUUUUAAUUAUCCUGGUAGGAGCCUUAACCUACGCAUCUGGGUUUGCCGGCUUGGGAGGAGUUCAUCUGCUAACGUUUAUGAUUUUUUUCAACUUUGACGUCCACACAUCCAUCAGCUUGAACCAAGCAAUUGUCAUGGGUGGGGCAUUUGCUCAUGUCCUUAUCAACAUUCCAGAAAGACAUCCAAUUAAGGACCGCCCUUUGAUUGAUUUUGAUUUAAAUCAUAAUAUAGCGACCUAAGCGCUUCAACCUCUUGAGGCAAUUUUCAACCCUAUAGACGAGAAACCAGCGAAAUUCCGGUCAGAUAUUUUUUAUGUAUUUCCGGUAGGUUUUUCUUAGUUUAUGUGCUUGGAAAGAGAUAACUUGGCAACGCCCUCGAGGAUCUCACCGUGAUACCAAGUUGCGGCCUGGAUCCAGGGAUUAAUGCUAUUCCUGUAGCUGCGAAGAUUAGGCAUCCAGCAUUAGUUAGUCUCCCAGGUUUUCUCCCUGAAUCAAGCUACUUGCAAUAGCCUGAUGUAUAGCCACAGAAAUCCAUAUUCUCCCCUCAAUACAAGAGCAGGCAGAAGGAGACGUUCUCAGAACAUGGCACUUCGGAUGAGCAUGGCAUAAGGAUCGGAGAAGGAGCAAGAUGGUGCCCGAGGCAAAUUGCCAUCCAAGUAAUCUAUCCAUCCAAGUGUCCGACAGGGAAUGCCGCAAAGUGAAUGAAAACUCAAGAGUCCAGUGAAUGCUUAACCAGUAUGCUAUGAAAAGUAAUUUAAGAUAAGAUUGAUUUUGAAGUUGUCAUGCUUUUGGUCGAGCCCAUGUGUUUCGGAGCUACCAUUGGGUUUAUAUGCAGCAGAGGCUUUCCCCAGUGGCUGAUUAUUGCCAGUUUAUAGCUAUAGCAUGAUUUUGGCUUGGAGUUUUAUUAUCUUCAGUAGGAAACAGUGGAUUUGGAUUUAAACUUAUGCUUCCAAAUAAAUUCCCUCGAUGGCAGAAACCUAAAUUUUGGUUGGCCAUCAUAUGUGGUUAAGCCAAUUCUCCUUUAUACUUGGCAAAGAUGGAGAAUCCUGAACAAAAAUCGUGCUUGGCUAUAACGCUGGUACUCACUUAUACUCUUUGAACUGCAAUUCAAAAAUUUAUGGCCUUGCAUAAACAAAGGAGAACACAGAGAAGAAGAGAAACAGCCAGAACAGCAAUAGAGGUGUCUGACCAAGAGGGUUCUCCAAGUAAAAAGAAUAACACAAACUCAAUCGAAAUUUCUGAAGAAAACUUUGGCGGAGAGAAUGGGUCACUCAAAGGCAAUUUUUCAGAGGAUGCCCAAGUGUGCCCAGCAUCAGAAGAAGCUAAAGAAAAUGAAGAGUCUGAAGACAAACCAAAUACCGAAGACCAAAAGCACCUUGACUACAUUUUAAAUAAGCAAAGGAAAAUAGUUCCUUAUAGAGAAGUCUUAUUUAUUCUAUCAUUAUACGUCAUCACAAAUGUCGCUCAAAUUAUCCGGGGAGGUAAUGAGCUGAAAUCCCCUCUUGGUUACGAAGUCUGUUCGGUAUGGAAUUGGGUCUAUGUGAUUCUUUUUGAGGUCUUCCUAUUAUGUCUAAAUCUAAUUGCCGGCCUCUUUUUGCUCCAUAUCAUCAAGAGAAAGCUGAGGGUUGGAUACGAUUUUGAUGAUAUGGACAUCAGAUGGAAGCCAAAGACUGCGUUUAUAGCGAGUUUUGCCACUUAUAUCGCAGGCUUUGAUGCAGGGUAUCUUGGAAUAGGAGGAGCGAUUGUAGUUAACCCUACUCUCAUUAGUCUAGGAAUUAGGCCAGAAGGUGCCGGUGUGAUAUCAUCUUGUGUAGCCUAUUUCUCUUUUUCAGUCUCGACUUUCCAGCACUUGGUUGCAGGGGUUGUGCUGCAUGACUACGGGACAAUGAGUAUUUUAUGUGCCUUUGUAGGAACUUUUAUUGGGGUCUUUAUAUUUCAGAAGCCAGCACAAAGGCAUAAUAGAAUGUGAGUUUUGAUUGUCUUAUUAAUCCUAGUUCUUGCUACAGCUAUCAUCGGAAGUAUAGUUUUUAAUAUAUUGAGUGCUAAUGAUUCAUUGGAUAAUGGAUACGAGCCAGAAAUUAAAUUCAAAGCAUUUUGCUAA
Messenger RNA from Blepharisma stoltei, 2254 nucleotides. The record is from the annotation of a GenBank genome assembly. Lineage: Eukaryota; Ciliophora; Heterotrichea; Heterotrichida; Blepharismidae.